Molecule: messenger RNA, 778 nt
Organism: Ilyonectria robusta
Lineage: Eukaryota; Fungi; Ascomycota; Sordariomycetes; Hypocreales; Nectriaceae
Exons: 1
Coding region: 198-695 (165 amino acids)
Source: RefSeq, a predicted model, not a curated record
UUAUUGUGCGGUGGGAGACCCUAAGGCCAAUCAGCUUCGUCGGCUUCGCUAGGCUGAGUCGGCUGCAUGGAUCCUGUCCUUUUGUCAAUCAUCCCUGAGCGGCCGCCGUUUUUGCCUCCACAUUCAUCAUUCAUCUUCUGUCUCGUACUCUGACUGGGUCGGAGGACGGCGAUUUCAGCUUUACCGAACAACGACAUAUGACAUUCUCGCCACGCGACACAUCACCAUCCACUUGCCUGAGCCGUUGGCAACAGCUCUCUUCUUGGAUUCUUCGGCCUUUUGCCCCUUUGCAUUUCAAAGCCCUCAUCCCACAGCUAGACUCGGAGGCUUUUUUCUUUGUUUGUUUUGGGUAUACGUAUCUCACUCGUCUGGUAAUUAUAGAGGAGGAGUCUUUAUUUUCUCAGGGGAUCUUGUCUCGAAUGCGCCUUUUCUCCUUGGCUCGCUUGGCUGGGGCUCGUUCCUGUCCGUCUGUAUUAGUUAGCUGGCUACUCAAACUUCACUCGGAGCUAAUUUUGUCCCUCAUCUCGCUACACAGCCAUGAUUGCCCUCCCGUGCAUCCGUCGCAAGUUAAGGGUGGUGAGCAAAUGAGCAUGAGGCUUGCCCGUGAAUCCCACGCGUCGUUUCAUUGCACGUUUGCGGGUGCAUACGAAUGCAAACUUAUCCCAAACACGUCGCGUCACAUCCGCAGCCUCUAGCCGGGGCCUAAAAUACCGUAUCCAUUCCGACUUCUCCUUUCUGCCAUGCCAGCCAAUCCAUUGCGUCCAAAAUAUUGUUCCCG